AUGUCUUUCAACGGACAACACUCCGGCUACGGUCCGACCGCAAUGUCAAAUGCGCCUGUCGGACUGUCCAACAACCUCCUCACAACCUCCAUAUCCUCUCUGGCGGCUUCUCCAUCAACGCGCCAUCCUUCUCAAAUAUCAAAGUCGUACCGUCAAGCUUCAACUUUAUUUCUUACGCGUCGAUUGCCCGAGGCUCUAACGACUUUACUGCCACUGAUUACUCCACCCGAUCAUAUCGACGAUGGCGAGCCUGCGCCAGUCGCGCGUGCGUCAAGAACGACUCGAAUUAAAGUAUGGAGCCUGUAUCUUACCAUUCUCAAUGGUAUUGUCGAGUUAGAGCCCGAGGAGGGCAAGGAUGCAUUCGGGAACCAGGAAUGGAGAGCCCUGUGCACCAAGGUCCGUGAUGGAGAAAUUUGGGAUGAAAUUGUCGCGAACGGAUACCACGGUGUUGAGGGUGACGUCGAUUCAGAUGUGGUAAUCAACCUCGCGACGAUAUUGUUGGCACAUGCCCGUGACCAAAAAUUAAAUCAACAUAAGUUGGAGGCAUAUCUAGCUGCCUCGAACACCCCUAACCUUGACGUUGCUGGUCGGCUUGCUGAAUCGGCAUCGCCCAUCACAAAUCGUUAUCGAUCUCCAGCCAAAGGAGCGAGCGGCGCCAACACGCCCAGAGAUCUCAAUGCUCGGGUCAAGAUCCUUGAGUUGUACACACUACACGUACUUUUGCGCAACAACGAAUGGGACUAUGCUCGUGAAUUUAUUAGUGUUAGUUCCGUCUUGGACGAAGAGCGCCGUGAGGCCUUUCUGCAAGCAUUACAGAGUCUCCACGAUGAGCAGCAAGAGCAAGAAAAAUUAGAGAAUGAGGAGCGACAACGACAAGAAGAUGAACUGCAGAAAGAAAUCGAAGAGGCAAAGAGGUUGCGCGCAGAGAAUGAGGAGAAGGAAAGAAAACGACUAGAGGAGGAGCGCGCAAAGCGAGAAGAGGAGGAAAAGGCAAAACAAGCAGAAGAAGAGAGUGCAAAGCCCGAAGGGAGUGAGGUUGACUAUGGAGUCGACGACACUGCUAGUCAUAACGGAUCAACUCGACCUCGGAAGGGUAGGACUUUGUCAUCAUCAUCAAAACAGUCCAGGCUGUCAAAGGCACGAAGCACAAGCCAAACGGGAUCCAAAGCAAGCGGCAAAGCAGUCUCUCGCGCUCCAACUCUGGCAUCACGCGCAUCCAUGGUUAUUUCACGCUUGGGUGUUGUGAUCGAGAAAUUGGGUGCUUCGCUCAAUGCGAACCCCAUGCUUCUGGUCAAGUUUAUGGCGUUUAUUAUGGGUUUGCUUCUUAUGUUUGGCAAUGCCAAUCUGCGCGCGCGAGUGAGGCGGAUACUCUCCGUCUUCUGGGCCAAAGUCAAGGGCACAGCAGGAAUGGGGGUCAAGGUCAGCUACAUAUGA
Messenger RNA from Fusarium venenatum, 1434 nucleotides. The record is from RefSeq and is a predicted model, not a curated record. NCBI's taxonomy places the organism in Eukaryota, Fungi, Ascomycota, Sordariomycetes, Hypocreales, Nectriaceae.